This is a messenger RNA of Aspergillus novofumigatus IBT 16806, 906 nucleotides long. Its product is annotated as cupredoxin domain-containing protein. The record is from RefSeq and is a predicted model, not a curated record. The coding region runs from base 1 to 906 and encodes 301 amino acids. NCBI's taxonomy places the organism in Eukaryota, Fungi, Ascomycota, Eurotiomycetes, Eurotiales, Aspergillaceae. The transcript is spliced from 4 exons.
AUGACUCCAUCCUCGAUGGCUCCUCAGCCUACGCAUACUGUCAAAGUAGGACCGAAAGAGAGCCCGCAUCAAUACUCGCCGCACAACAUCACCGCCGCUGUUGGCGAUGUCAUCGUCUUCGAGUUCUACCCGCGCAACCAUUCCGUCGUCAAGGCGGACUUUAUGGCACCUUGUGUGCCUGCUGUGGGGGAGAUCUUCAACUCGGGCCAGUUCAACACCUUUAAGAAAAAUAGCCAUGGGCAGCUGGAAGGAGAUCCUCCCACCUGGUCCCUAGUCGUAAACGACACCGAGCCCACAUUCUUCUACUGCACGGCAGUCGACUCCUGUCUCGUCAAUGGAAUGGUGGGAGUAAUCAACCCGAACGAAACCAUGACCUGGGAAGCACAAUUCGCCCAAGCAAGACGAUACCCGUACAUGCUCGUCCCGGGACAAUCGCCUCCAGCCGAAGGAACAGGCUACUCGUCCUCGGCUACCAAUACCCACAACAAGACCUCUUUCAGCGGUGGCGCCAUAGCUGGUACGGUGAUCGGCGGGGUUGCCUUUGUUGGCAUCCUUGUCGUCCUUGCGAUCACGCUGCACCGGAACAGGUAUAAACAAGGGACAUCCUCGCAGGUCGGACGGAUGGAGCGGACGGCUCAUUGGGCUCUCUUUGGUGGUCAUGGUGAGAGAAAGAGUGAGCAGGGGCUUACGGUGCCGUCUUCAGUUGCAGGCCAUGGUACAUUGUCGUCGAGCUCGGGCGCUUCGCCGCCUGCUGUCUCGCCUCCUCUGCAAAAUGUUGGAUAUUGGAACUGGGAGACCGCAAUGAAGCAGCCACCGCCGCAGGAAGAGAUUCGUCAGCCGAGUGAGUUGGAGGCAACGGGUGGUGUGGGUGGGAGGCCAGGAGGAAUGUACUACGGAUGGAGGUGA